Aspergillus tanneri is the source of this 882-nucleotide messenger RNA. RefSeq names its product putative pyruvate dehydrogenase complex component Pdx1 (gene pdx1). Gene Ontology annotation, cellular component: pyruvate dehydrogenase complex. Lineage: Eukaryota; Fungi; Ascomycota; Eurotiomycetes; Eurotiales; Aspergillaceae. The transcript has 2 exons. The record is from RefSeq and is a predicted model, not a curated record. Bases 1 to 882 code for a protein of 293 amino acids. Gene Ontology annotation, molecular function: dihydrolipoyllysine-residue acetyltransferase activity. Gene Ontology annotation, biological process: pyruvate decarboxylation to acetyl-CoA.
AUGGCCUCUGGCUUCACGCUGCGUCAAAUUCACACCGUCCUUGCCAGAAGGCAACCACGUGUACUUACUAGCACCAAACGGCUGUCAUCCUCAUCCGCAGUCCAAACACAGAACCUCACCUAUCCACUCUACCCAUCGGUCAUCCAGCUCCUUCACGAGAAGGGCAUCCCUGACUCCGAUGUGUCUAAAAUUCCCGCAUCAGGCCCUAAGGGCCGUCUCCUGAAGGGUGAUGUCCUCGCCUAUCUUGGCGUCAUCGCCUCCGACUACCCAGCGACCCAAGCAACCCGAAUUGAAAAGCUCAGCCACCUCGACCUGAGCAACAUCAAGAUCGCCGCCCCCCCGAAGCCCGCUGAGGCCCAGACUCCUGCCGUCGAGGAAUCAGUCGCAAAACCCCCUCCUACCACCUCGGUUGCUGUCUCCAUCUCCCUAGCUACCGUACUAUCCGUGCAGAAGAAACUCCAGGAUAGCUUGGGCGUGGGCGUGCCGCUGUCGACGUUCCUGGCGCGGGCCACCGACUUGGCAAAUGAUGAUCUCCCUCGUUCCCCGCUUGCGAAGCCCUCCACAGACGAACUUUUCGAUGAACUGCUAGGUGCUGAGCCUGUCACUACCUCCCGGGGUGACUAUAUUCCUGAAUUGAAUGCGGUUGCGACUCCCACGCGGACUGAAUCGGCGAAGCCCGUCCAGGAGGAUAUCAUCGACAUUCUGAGUGGAAAGGUCUCGAAGGCUACUAGCCGAUCGUCUACAGUAGGCUACACACCUGCCCAACCGGCCACAAAUAUCUUCAGCUUGACUAUUCCUGUCGGUGAUGAGAAGAGGGCUCGGGUUUUCCUGGACCGUGUGAAGACCUUAUUGACAGUUGAGCCUGGGCGGCUGGUUCUAUAG